AUGGAUCCUAAACAGCGAUUCUACCACCAUUUCUUGGAGAGCGUGACAGUUCUCCAAGACCUCAUCGAUGAACUGCCGUCCAUUGCCAAUGUCGGUGGUGAGCGCCAGGAGGCUAUUGAUCAUAUCCUAGCUAGCAUUGCAAAGCUACAGAACGAGGUCGGGGAUGCUGCUGAUUACACUCCUUCCUAUGAUCGAAAGCAAUACUCGGAGACUAUCAAGACUCUACAAGACAAGCUCAACGAGACCAUAAUCAGGAUCGCACCCAAGUCAAAGUUCCAAUUCCGUCGCCCAAAGACCAAUCAUGUCGACAUGGGUGCUCCUGAGAACGAUCCUCGUCUUAGUCCUGGAAGUCUUUCACGCACGAAGCAUGAUUCAACUGUGACUACUGGCAUGACCAGCCCCCCACCCAUCAAGGAGGAUACACUCAGCGAGCUACCGUCUAAAGAGACAUACAAGAACUACAACGAGGAGAUGGAAAGACCCAGCGCCUCGUCCCUUCGAAAGCCCAGCUUCUCAGCAGCGAAGAACAUCGGAAUCACAAACCACUCAAACCUACACAUCAUAUUGCCAUCAUCAGCGUCACGCGCAACGUCAUCUGGCAGUCUGACUGAUCUCAAGGGCUGCAUCAUCGACAUGUCGAUUCCAACAACUGAGGGCUCGGCAUUCCCUGGUCUUGCUAUCAAGAAUGUGUCCAAGAGUCUCAUUGUUGGAGGCCGUGUUGAUGGCGCAGUCCAUAUCACAGGAGUCUCAGAUAGCACUAUUGUGGUUGUGGCCAGACAAGUUCGAAUCCACGAAUGCAGUAAUGUUGACAUCUACUUGCAUUGCGGAAGCCACCCCAUCAUCGAGGAUUGUUCUGGCAUGCGUUUUGCGCCGCUGCCUGCUCCAUAUAGAACCGAAGCUGAAGAGCCAGAUGAGAACCAGUGGGACCAGGUAGACGAUUUCAAAUGGCUCAAGGCUGGUCAUAGCCCCAACUGGACCACCCUUUCAGAAAAUGAGAGACUCGCCGAUGACCUUUGGAAGGAUGUUGUGCCUGGCCAGCCUGGCGUAAGCGUUGAAGAGGCUCUCAAGAAGCUCAAUAUCCCGCGAAGAUGA
Molecule: messenger RNA, 1092 nt
Organism: Fusarium coffeatum
Lineage: Eukaryota; Fungi; Ascomycota; Sordariomycetes; Hypocreales; Nectriaceae
Exons: 4
Coding region: 1-1092 (363 amino acids)
Biological process (GO): post-chaperonin tubulin folding pathway; tubulin complex assembly
Cellular component (GO): cytoplasm
Molecular function (GO): tubulin binding
Source: RefSeq, a predicted model, not a curated record